This is a messenger RNA of Theileria parva strain Muguga, 379 nucleotides long. RefSeq names its product Chaperonin 10 Kd subunit family protein (gene groS). The transcript has 3 exons. NCBI's taxonomy places the organism in Eukaryota, Apicomplexa, Aconoidasida, Piroplasmida, Theileriidae. Gene Ontology annotation, cellular component: mitochondrial matrix. Gene Ontology annotation, molecular function: ATP binding; protein-folding chaperone binding; protein folding chaperone. The coding region runs from base 51 to 350 and encodes 99 amino acids. The record is from RefSeq and is a predicted model, not a curated record.
UUUCGUUUCAUAUUAUUGUUUUAUAGUUUUCUUAAAAUUAAUCUUAAAUAAUGACAGUUGCUAAAAGGUUUGUUCCUCUUUUUGAUAGAGUUUUGGUAUCAAAGAUAAAGCCUGAACAUAAAACAAAAUCCGGUAUUUUAUUGCCAGAUUCCGCCAAUCUAACUUCCAGAAUGGCCAAAGUUGUGGCAGUUGGUAAGGGUAGAGUUAAUUCUAAAGGUGAAAAGGUUGACCCCGUUUUAAAAGUCGGUGACACAGUUGUUAUCCCUGAAUACGGCGGGAUGGAUUUAAAGUUUGACGGUGAAGUCUUUACUGCUUAUCGUGAGGACGACAUUAUUGGUACUUAUAACUAACAUUAAUACUAAUAUACUGUACUGUAUAA